Molecule: messenger RNA, 1903 nt
Organism: Lactuca virosa
Lineage: Eukaryota; Viridiplantae; Streptophyta; Magnoliopsida; Asterales; Asteraceae
Source: the annotation of a GenBank genome assembly
CGUCGUUUUGAAACCCUUCUGAUCAAAUAACCCAUUUCUCGUUAUACAUACACAAAACCCUAGCUAAUUAACCGUCAUCUAUAAUGGCCAGAAUUAGUAAACUCUUUUUUCCAUUUAUCUUGUAUGUACUUUUCGUCUGUACUUCGGUUUCUUGGUGUUUACAAGAAGACGGAGAGUCGGAUAGCGAUAUUAACUAUUGGUGUGACACAACUCCUCAUCCACAACAAUGUAAGUAUUUUUUGAGCAGUGGGACUCAUCAUACCCCAAGGCACAGGAAAGACUUCAGGAUGUUGGUUUUGGAGGUCGCUUUGCAGAAAGCUCAAGAAGCUCAAACUUGCAGUAACGACCUCAGGAAUAAAUGCAAGAGCAAAAGAAAGAAGGCGGUGUGGCUCGAUUGCAACAAGCUUGUUAAUCAAACCAUUCUCCAACUCAACCAAACCCUAAUUAGUUUCAGACAUAACCGGAGUUCAGACUUUGAUGCUCAAACAUGGCUCAGUGCUGCUCUCACGAAUCUCGAAACUUGUUUUUCGGGUUCUCAAGACUUCAAUUUGACAAACUUUGUCUCUCCACUCAAAUCGCAUAACCUUACUGAGAUGAUAAGCAAUAGUUUGGCAAUAAACCAGUUUUUCUUGAAGCAAAAGUCAGCGAGUGAUGACGAUCGGGAGCUUGAUAAUGAUUUUCCGACUUGGGUUACACCCGGCGACCGAAAAUUGUUGCAGACAGGUUCACUUCGCACAAAGGCUAAUUUAGUCGUGUCUCAAGCCCGUGGGAGUAAGUUUCGAACCAUUCAAUCAGCUCUUAAAUAUGCAGCAGGUUAUAAUCGUCGGAACAAAAGAUAUAUUAUCUACAUAAAGAGAGGAGUUUAUAAGGAGAACAUCGAGAUUGGGAACGAUCUAAAUAAUAUCAUGUUCCUUGGUGAUGGAACUAGAUACACCAUUAUCACUGGUUCCCGGAGUGUCGGCGGCGGUUUCACAACUUAUAGCUCUGCAACCGUCGGAGUGGAUGGCACUGGAUUCAUUGCCCGUGGCAUAACAUUCAGGAACACUGCCGGCCCUGCAAAAAGCCAGGCGGUGGCACUCCGAUCAUCAUCUGAUCUGUCGGUAUACUACGCUUGUAGCUUCGAAGGUUAUCAAGACACUCUGUUUGUCCUCGCACAAAGACAAUUCUACAAAACUUGCUACAUUUAUGGAACCAUUGAUUUCAUAUUUGGUAACGCCGCUGUGGUCUUCCAAAACUGUAUGAUAUUAGCAAGAAGACCACUGAAAGGACAAGCAAACAUUAUAACAGCCCAAGGUCGUGGUGAUCCCUUCCAAAACACAGGAAUUUCGAUUCAUAAUUCGCGUGUUAUGGCUGCUCCAGACUUAAAGCCUGUGGUGCGCACAGUCAAGACAUAUCUGGGUCGCCCAUGGCAAGAAUAUUCGAGGACAGUUUAUAUGAAAACUUUCCUUGAUAGUCAUAUCGAUCCAGUAGGGUGGUCGCCAUGGGAUAAUACUAAUUUCGCGCAGAGUACAUUGGUUUAUGGUGAAUAUCAAUGUUUUGGCCCUGGUUCUUCCACAAGAAACCGUGUGAAAUGGCGUGGAUACUCUGUUAUAACAAGUGCGAGUGUUGCAUCGCAGUACACGGUGGAGAGGCUUAUUGCCGGCCGGUCAUGGCUGCCGGCAACCGAUGUACCCUUCACUCCAGGAUUAUGAGAAAAAAUCGGUUACGUUGUGUUAUUAUUUAUUAAUUAUUUGUGUACAUUUUUUGGAUUGAUAUUGGAAUUGAUACAACUCGUAUUUAUCCAUAAAUUUGCUGAUUUUCUUUUUCAUUUAAGUGAUUAUAUUUUUAGCUGGCUAGUCUAAGCCCAAAUGAUUUUAAUGGGCUUUGUAUGUGUAAUAUCUUUUGGGGCCGGGCGCAAUUUUUA